AUGUACCAGGUUGUUGCAUUCCUGGCCAUGAUCGUGGGAGCCCACACAGUCAGUUUGCGGAUCCAGAAGGACUGCAGCCACUGGCCCAGCUGCUGCCCCAGCAAAGAACAAGAGCCCUCUGAGGAGUGGGUAAAGUGGAACACUGCGGCUCCACCCGAACCUCUGAGCCACACCCACCCUCCAGAAUCCUGCAGGGCCAGCAAGGAUGGCCCUCUCAACAGCCGGGCCAUCUCUCCCUGGAGCUACGAGUUAGACAGGGACUUGAACCGGGUUCCCCAGGACCUGUACCAUGCUCGAUGCCUGUGCCCACACUGUGUCAGCCUACAGACAGGCUCCCACAUGGACCCACUGGGCAACUCAGUACCACUCUACCACAACCAGACGGUCUUCUACCGGCGGCCAUGCCAUGGCGAGCAAGGUUCCCACCGCGGCUACUGCUUGGAGCGCAGGCUCUACCGGGUCUCCUUGGCUUGUGUGUGUGUGCGACCCCGAGUAAUGGCUUAG
Messenger RNA from Acomys russatus (golden spiny mouse), 504 nucleotides. RefSeq names its product interleukin 25 (gene Il25). Gene Ontology annotation, cellular component: extracellular region. Bases 1 to 504 code for a protein of 167 amino acids. The transcript has 3 exons. Gene Ontology annotation, molecular function: cytokine activity. The record is from RefSeq and is a predicted model, not a curated record. NCBI's taxonomy places the organism in Eukaryota, Metazoa, Chordata, Mammalia, Rodentia, Muridae.